Dendronephthya gigantea is the source of this 738-nucleotide messenger RNA. RefSeq lists its product as uncharacterized. Gene Ontology annotation, biological process: DNA integration. Gene Ontology annotation, molecular function: nucleic acid binding. NCBI's taxonomy places the organism in Eukaryota, Metazoa, Cnidaria, Anthozoa, Malacalcyonacea, Nephtheidae. The annotation marks the transcript as partial. The transcript is spliced from 2 exons. The record is from RefSeq and is a predicted model, not a curated record.
AUGAUUCCAAGCGAAGUACCGCCAAGACCAUGGCAUACUGUGAGCGCAGACCUGUUUAAGGUAAAUAAUUUCUGGUACAUUGUUAUUGCUGACUAUUACUCGAAAUUUCCAUUUGUGAAGAAAUUAAAUAAUUUAACAGCAACCACUGUAGUUAAUGUGGUUAGAUCGAUAUUUUCUGAGCAAGGCAUACCAGAAACGCUCAUUUGUGAUAAUGGAUCUCAAUUCACUUCUGCCCAAUUUCAAGACCUAGCGAAGAGAUAUGGUUUUAAAGUAGUCACUUCGUCACCUCAUUACCCAAAGGGGCAUGGUUUCAUUGAGAGACAGGUCCAAACUGUGAAGAAGAUCCUGUUGAAAUGCAAGGAAUCAGGAGCUGAUCCUAGUCUUGCAUUACUGUCGUUGCGUUCUACCCCGUUAAGUACAACACUCAAAUCUCCAGCAGAGCUACUAAAUGGAAGAAUGUUCAAGUCAACAUUACCAGUAAAGAUUCAUCCACCAAGCGAUCGGGAUUCGAAGGAGAAGCCAAAUCUCUUUCAAAAUCAAGCGGUACAAGUUCAAGACCCUGUUAACAAAACGUGGAGUCCAGCGAGAGUAGUUGGUUUUGGACCAACUCCUCGUUCUUAUAUUACAGAGGAUGGAUCCGGAGUUCAGUUACGGAGGAAUAGACAGUUAAUCAAGCCUGAUAUACAGAAGACACCUGAACUGAUAAAUCGUGCAGCCUGUGGAGGCAACCAGGGUGAU